Myripristis murdjan (pinecone soldierfish) is the source of this 3411-nucleotide messenger RNA. RefSeq names its product leucine rich repeat containing 4.2 (gene lrrc4.2). Gene Ontology annotation, biological process: postsynaptic density protein 95 clustering; synaptic membrane adhesion; modulation of chemical synaptic transmission. The transcript has 2 exons. The record is from RefSeq and is a predicted model, not a curated record. Bases 376 to 2388 code for a protein of 670 amino acids. Gene Ontology annotation, molecular function: protein binding. Gene Ontology annotation, cellular component: glutamatergic synapse; plasma membrane; postsynaptic density membrane. NCBI's taxonomy places the organism in Eukaryota, Metazoa, Chordata, Actinopteri, Holocentriformes, Holocentridae.
UCCAGGCACCUGCCAAGUCUGCCUGGCCUUACCUUUGCCUUUGAGUGCUUUCCAUGCUGCUCUCAGUCUCUAAUACCAGGAGCCAUUUUGUACCCUUGGUUAAUAGAGGGCCACCUCACUUUUUCAGAAAGGGAAAACAACAAAACAUUUCAUUGACGUCUCUCCAUGGAAUGGAAUUAUAAAUGCACCUGAUACAUGACUGCUAUUUCUAACAUUCAGACAGAAGUGUAAAGGACAACUUUCUAACUAAUGAGCAUCUCACUGCACUGUCGAUGGAAGUCGGGAGCCUUGCCUUGCUCCAGCCAGGGUAGGGUGGUCUGUCCUCCGGUGUGUGCCGUCUCCCCCCACCAUGCAGAAUAAUGAGCCCUCCACACCAUGAGUCCUCUGGGCCGGGUUACUCUGCAGCCUACCUGGAACGCAGCCCUGCUCGCCGUGCUCUCCCUCAUGGUGCCAGCUCUCAGUGUGUGCCAGGCUGCAGGCCCUGCGUUGGGCUCGGCCAACCCGCAGAACUGUCCAGGUGUGUGCUCCUGCACUAACCAGCUCAGCAAGGUGGUGUGUACCCGUAGAGGCCUGAUUAGGGUACCUCCAAACAUUCCACCUAACACCAGGUAUCUGAACCUGAUGGAGAACAGCAUAGAGACCAUCCAGGCAGACACCUUCAGGCACCUGCAUCACCUGGAGGUGCUGCAAUUGGGCAGGAAUGCAAUCAGGCAGAUCGAGGUAGGGGCCUUCAAUGGCCUGACCAGCCUCAACACCUUGGAGCUGUUUGACAACAGACUGACAGUCAUACCCAGCGGAGCUUUUGAAUACCUGUCAAAGUUAAGAGAGCUGUGGCUUAGGAACAACCCAAUUGAGAGCAUCCCCUCUUAUGCCUUCAACCGUGUCCCCUCCCUCAUGAGGUUGGACCUGGGAGAACUGAGAAAGCUGGAGUACAUCUCUGAUGGAGCUUUUGAGGGCCUUCAAAACCUCAAGUACCUCAACUUGGGAAUGUGUAACCUGAGGGAGUUUCCUUAUCUUUCACCCUUGGUAGGCUUGGAAGAGCUUGAGAUAUCAGAGAAUGUUUUUCCUGAGCUGAAGCCUGGGGCCUUCCGUGGGCUCAAAUCCUUACGUAAAUUGUGGAUUAUGAACUCAGCCAUCACUACAAUUGAGAGGAAUGCAUUUGAUGACAUCACAGCCUUGGUGGAGCUGAAUUUGGCCCAUAAUAACCUGUCGUCCCUCCCCCAUGACCUCUUCACUCCUCUACAGUAUCUGGUGGAGCUGCACCUGCACCACAACCCAUGGCGCUGUGACUGCGAUGUGGUGUGGCUCUCCUGGUGGCUCAGAGAAUACAUUCCCACAAACUCCACCUGUUGCGGACGCUGCCACACCCCAGCCCACAUGAGAGGACGUUACCUGGUGGAGGUGGAUCAGACCACUUUUCAGUGUUCAGCACCAUUCAUACUGGACGCUCCUAGGGACCUGAACAUUUCAGCAGAGAGAGUGGCAGAAUUAAAGUGUCGCACAGCUGCCAUGAGCUCUGUCCGAUGGCUUCUCCCCAAUGGGACAGUAUUGACCCAUGGGUCGGCUCACCCACGGAUAUCUGUCCUUAAUGAUGGAACACUCAACUUCUCCAAUGUUCUCCCAUCAGAUACAGGGGUCUACACCUGUAUGGUGACCAACAUGGCAGGAAAUUCCAAUGCUUCAGCCUACCUGAACGUCAGCAAUGCCGAACUCAACACCUCCAACCUAUCCUACUUCACCACAGUGACAGUGGAGGUCUUAGAGCCCACAGUGGAGGAGACCCCUAAACCCAAGCCUACAGUCCCUGCCUCGCCCUCUGUCUUUCAGCCAGUCUUCAUCUCUACACCCACUGUGCUGCUCCAAAACACUCAGACCCCAAGGCAAGUGUCAAUCCCCACCGCCAGAAUCCCAAGUGGGCCAGCCGCCAGCCUUGAUGAGGUGAUGAAGACCACCAAGAUCAUCAUUGGCUGUUUUGUUGCUGUUACUUUGCUGGCAGCUGCCAUGCUGAUAGCAUUCUAUAAGUUGCGUAAGCGGCAUCAACAAAGGAGCACGGUGGCAGCAGCCAGGGCCAUAGAAAUCAUACAGGUAGAGGAGGAGGUGCCUCCAGUUCCACCACCCACCUCUGGAUCUAGUGGCUCUGAUGACACAGGACUGGUGCUGCCUACAUUAGUGGAACACAACAGCAACACCUUUAAGCCUGGUUAUGUGUCCUCCUCCACCUGCUCAUCCCGCAGAGGGGCCUACGGAGCCCACUGGACGCAGAACAACCUAGGCAACUCUCUCCAUCGCUCCGUCAGACAGCACCACAGCCACAUCAGCACCAUUGCUGAGCCCUACGUCAUUAAGCCUACUCACACCAAGGAGAAGGUUCAAGAGACCCAAAUCUGAGCAUUGCUCAUUAUGGAUCUAUCUCUCACUCGGCCCCAACCUCUCCACCUCUCUGCUCACCAGUUCAUGCAAUAGAAUGCACAAAGAACAAAACGGUAACUUUCUUUUGUACAGAAGUGCAAAACAGAGACACUUUUUUGUUUCUUGUACAUGCCUAUACAUAAGUAUAUAAAUAUGAAAAAAUACAAAUAUAUAUAAAUGAAUCUACCGUCAGGCAGUGGUAAGAGAUGCAGAUUAUAUUAGAAAAGAAAGUAAUUUGAAACUAUUUUCUAAUAAUUGGUGACUUCUAUUUAAAAAGAGAAAGACACUGAAUUGCUUUUGUGAUUGGUAAUAGAAGGUUGUCCUGUCUAGGUAAAGAUGCAUUAUGUUUGUUUUUUGACCAUGCUAUCUAGGACUCAGUAAAAACCCCUUUAUACAGACACCAGUUUGUAAACAGCCCCAGAUUUAAGCUCCAGUUUAUACUGUGCCAAACAUUAUAUGCAAUAAGAGGUAUUUCCACAUUAUGAAACACAAAAAUCAUAAAAGCAAAAUCUAGAUAAAUAGAAACACUGGUCCAAGGAUAGCAGCAUAAUGGCACAGAUAGAAUGUGCUGUUCAGUAGCUAUCAGCCAAAUGCUUUUGGACUGCAGUGAAUUUCUGCAGCUAAGGUUUAACCCUCUGUUUGCUGGAGCUAAGCUGCAUUUCUUUGACAAUGCCAGUGCUUCUUAGUUGUAGCGUAUCUAAAUCUGUUUAUUAAGUGUGCACAUGAUUCCCAACUGGUUCGACUGGCAAAGAUGAAGUGCAGGCUAAUAACAGUUGUUGCAAUUACUUUGUUCUGUUAUUGGUUGCAUUAUGUAUUAUUUCUUUUCCCUUUGGUUUUGACAUGCUUCUUAAUGGCUUGUGUAGUGUUUAGGGCUAAAUUAGUAAUGCAUUACAGCAGUUGCCUGACUUGUCUCUGCAAGGGCUCAUUCCAAUGCUAAUUUUUCAAAGGAGCAGACAUGUGGUGCAGUGAUACAGGGCUUUGCUGACCGUUCUGCUUUUGGAG